UAUGUAAAUAAGCCGUGAAAAAAGUCAGGCCUGAAACUCUUCAGCCACUGUCAGACCAAGGCAAACACUUGUCUGUGUUCAAAUCGUUCAAAUCCGAAGACAAAAAGUUCCAUCUACGAGGAUCUACGAAGAGUGACGAUGUUGCAUUUAGGGGUGACUCCCGGGAAUCGCAGGACGUAUGUCCGAGCGCAGGACAGACUGCGGUACCUGCUGUACUCCACCAAAAUGGACGACUUGCACCAGCAUGACUUCGAGCACCUACCCUUCAUUGAGUGGGUCGUACAUCACCCGAUGAGUGUAGAGCAUCAGGCCAUCCUCCUGCGUCACCACAGUACGCUAGUGAGGGAACUCAACACACUCAAACCCUCCAGACUCUUCAGUUUCCUUAUCGGCAGGAAAGUCCUCAACUUCCAGGACGAAGCAGUCAUACUACAUAGAAAGAGUUCAGAGUUCGCAGUGAAAGCAGCGUUUCUCCACAUCCUAAAGUUGAAAGGGGACCGCGCCUUCAAGGCGUUUUGUGGCUGUUCUAGCUCAGAGUUUGCAGUGAAUGCAGCGUUUCUCCACAUCCUGAAGCUGAAGGGAGACCGCGCCUUCAAGGCGUUCUGUGACGGGCUCAGGUCGCGCUGCGGGGCUCACCAGGGGUAUCUGGCAGAGCUACUGGAGGGUACGAUAGGGGAAAACAUGUCAGAUCUCAUAGACAUCUUCAAGAUCGUGUCCUAUCACGUGGCUCUCGCGAGACCUCUGGGUUGGGCCGCGCUGCCGCGAGACUUGGGCGUGCCCGUACGCGUCAUCGAGUCGUGUAAACGGGAAAACAGGUCAGUAAAAAAUACUGAGUAG
Molecule: messenger RNA, 837 nt
Organism: Branchiostoma belcheri (Belcher's lancelet)
Lineage: Eukaryota; Metazoa; Chordata; Leptocardii; Amphioxiformes; Branchiostomatidae
Exons: 5
Coding region: 139-837 (232 amino acids)
Biological process (GO): regulation of apoptotic process
Source: RefSeq, a predicted model, not a curated record